This is a messenger RNA of Gongylonema pulchrum, 444 nucleotides long. The record is from the annotation of a GenBank genome assembly. NCBI's taxonomy places the organism in Eukaryota, Metazoa, Nematoda, Chromadorea, Rhabditida, Gongylonematidae.
AUGAGCGAUGAGCAGAAAGAGAAGCGAAAGGUGGAACAAACGACCAAACUGAAGGCAUAUUGCAAAACAAGGGAUCGAAUUUUUGACGAACGAUCAAAAGGCAAAAUGGACGAGGAAAUGCUAACGUUAACGGCUGCUUUGUUGGUGAAAAAUCCCGAUUUUUAUACAUUAUGGAAUAUUCGACGUGAAAUUAUUGGUUUCUUAUCGCAGAAAAUUACGAAUGAAUGCGCCGAAGAAAGUGUGAAGAGGAUGGACGAAAUAUUUAAUGCAGAAUUGCAACUGACACAAGCAUGUUUAGAAGUUAGUGGAUUUUUCUUUUUUUUUGCAAAAUUUUAUCGCUUAGAUUCAGAAUUGGUUUGUUUUAAAGCUAUUUUUUUCGCGCUUUCUUUUCUUUUUUUUUGCUGUAAUUUACGUUUACAUGCAAUUUUUCGUUGCAAAUUUUGA